This is a messenger RNA of Drosophila arizonae, 2585 nucleotides long. It is a transcript of the gene dpr12, whose product is annotated as defective proboscis extension response 12. Gene Ontology annotation, cellular component: neuron projection membrane. The record is from RefSeq and is a predicted model, not a curated record. Lineage: Eukaryota; Metazoa; Arthropoda; Insecta; Diptera; Drosophilidae. Gene Ontology annotation, biological process: synapse organization.
AGGCAACUGCCAUGCCAUGUGCUGCAGCUGCAUUCAUGUUUUGUUAGCACUUUGACCCAAAUCGUAGAAAGUGUGUAAGUGUGUGCGUAUGUGUGUGUGUGUGUAAUACAUGAGCGAUAAGCGGCAAGGUGUCAAUGCCGUGUGCGACAACAGCAGCAGCUAAAAAGUCGAGCAAGCACAACAACAACAACAACAGUGCAGGACGUGACACGCACAGGAUAACUGAGAGCCGCCCACGAAGACAAGCAUGCUAAGCAGAUAAACUGAUAGCUGUGUGCUCGACUUCUAGGACUUGAGUGCAUUUCAGCGGCAUCUGGAGCAGCAGCUGGAGUAACGGCAGUUGACAGACAACAACAGACUACAGUUAGCAGCUUCACACAUCUCAGUUCCUGGCUAUAAUAGACAGCAGCUUGUCUGUGUAUGUCAUAUGAGACCAGAUGGAUCAGUUCAAACUUAUUAAGAGAGCAGCGCAAAAUAACUGACAAUUCCCCAGAGUGAAGGAAAACGGAAAACGCAAAAGAAAAGGAAAUAUAUAUAAACAUACACAUAUAUAUAAAGUGUGUAAAGGACAUUACAUUAAAAGCGAUUCAUCAUCGACGUGACGUUGUGAUUGUGUCGUUUGUUGUUGCUGUUGGCCAAGAGCAAAAACACUAGCAGCAGCAGGAGCAGCAGCAGGAGCUGAAGCAGGAGCAGCAAGAGCAACAGCAGCGUUACAGCAGCAAAUUGAAUGUAAUUUCAUAAAAAGCGAGUGUUAAUUUUUUACUCCCUCUCGCUUGCUGUGUGUGAGAGUGUGUGUGUGUGUGUGUGUACACAACAAUAGUAGUAAGCAACAACAGCUACAACAAUAGCAAUAGCAAAUACAUGGCUCUUGGCUUAAUGUGCUAAUGCGCAGUGACAUGAAAAAUGAUGGAGAACAUGCAAGUUAUACGCCCCCUGAAGUAGGAGGAGCCGCAAACAGCUAGUGAAAGAAUACGCAGGGCAGGCCAAAUAACAAGCUGCAAAUUUGAUACAAACAACAAGAGAGGAAGAAGCAGAAGCAGAAGCAGUAGCAGUGGCAGCAGCAGCAGGGAGAAGCAAGUAGAGCAAGAGCAACGCAUUGACAGGCGACAACAAAAGCGAAAAAGUGGUAGAAAAAUCAGACAGGAAAUAGCGAGAGCAGCAGGAAGGGACUGCAGCAAUAGCAACAACUGAGAGCAGCAGCAGCAGCAGCAUCAUUUAUCAGCGCAUCAGUUGUACGGCAACAACAACAACAACAACUGGCAGCAACAACAACUGCACAACUAGCAUAUGUGUAUUAGUUUUGUGGCGCCUUUUGUGCUGGCGUUUUUUUGCUGAAAGGAAACAGCGCGUUCAUUCAAAAAGCCAUUAACCCUAAUAAGCGUGCCACAACAACUACAACAACAACAACUAGAAGAAGAAGAAAAAGCAACAGCAGCAGCAGCAUCGAUGUGCCAUUGUGCCGUGUAGCCCCGCCGUAACUAUUGAAAAGACGCCAACUAAGCUAAGCUCGCGCAGCUGUUGCAGCUGCCACGCAACACAAAGGAGACAGAGGCAGGAACAGGGAUAGAGCGAGAGAAACUGCUACAAAUGUUGCCGCCACGGCUGCUGCGCUUGCGGCUGUUGCGUGUGCCGCUGCAUUUAAUGGAAUUGCGCAUUUUGUUGCUGUGCCUGCCCACCUUGCUGCUGGCCACAACGCUGGAAACAGACCAAAAGUCAAUACUCACAGAUAACGAUUGGAAGAAGCUAUGGACGCGCAACGGCAUAAAUGCCGAUUCCAAAUUGGAUAAUAAUCUCGACUCCAGCGACAGUCCCAUGUUCGAGGACAGCGAGCUGAUGGCGCACAAUACAACCGUCCAACUGGGUGGCACCGCCUUUCUCGUCUGCAAAGUCACCGGCGUGGAUCGUGUGGGUGUAAAUUGGAAUCAAAUAUCUUGGAUACGUCGCCGGGACUGGCACAUAUUAUCCUCGGGCGCCCAGCUCUACACAAAUGAUGAACGCUUCGCGAUACUCCACUCGCCCGGCUCCAACAUGUGGACGCUGCAGAUAAAGUUUGUACAGCGACGGGAUCACGGCAUGUACGAGUGCCAGGUAUCCACACCGACUGGCAUCAUUUCGCACUUUGUGAAUCUUCAAGUGGUUGUGCCCGAGGCAUUCAUACUUGGCUCUGGUGAACUGCAUGUUGACAUGGGCUCAACAAUCAAUUUGGUUUGCAUUAUCGAGAAGAGUCCCACACCACCGCAGUACGUGUACUGGCAAAAAAAUGAUCGUCUCAUCAACUACUAUGACUCGAGGCGAGACAUAUCCAUUGAAACGACACCGGGUCCACGCACACAGAGUCGCCUCAUUAUACGGGAGCCCCAAAUCACCGAUUCUGGCAACUACACCUGCUCCGCCAGCAACACCGAGCCAGCUAGCAUUUAUGUCUUUGUAUCAAAAGGCGACAAUAUGGCUGCCAUAUCGAGGCGUAAAACUUCCUCGGCCGAUCGCAUUACGCACAUAUUUAGGUCAAUGCUGGCGCCCUGUCUGCUGCUAAACACGGUUGUCGUUAGACGCAUGUUCUUAACCUAAGCAACCAAAAUUAAAAG